CACGACCGGUGCACCGCGAGACGGCAGACAGGAUGACAACUCAACAGCAGGAGCAGGAGAAGCGCUACGACCCCCAAAGAGACAGCACCCUAAAAUUUGUCACCAGACAGGAUGACAUCACCCUGGAUGACGACCCUAACACUCUGAGGGCAGAGAUGUCCUGUGGUCACGCGGUCACCCCCCAGUCACUGACCGCAUGGUGCAGGAGUCUUCUCGAUCAGGGACAGCACCGGUUCUUCUGCCCCGCGCUCAAAGAUGGCACAUUGCAGAAGUGUGAGGCAGAGUGGACCUAUCAGGAGGUCCGAAAACUGGCCCUGCUGAAUGCUCAGGAACAGCAGUACUUUGAGGAAACCCUGGCGGCCCUGGCUGCAGCAGAAUACUGCGAGUACAAGUCUUGUCCAGGGUGUAAGACGUGUGUGGAGAGAGAGGACCUGUGCAACCUGUGUGUACACUGCACUAUCUGCACCGCGGAGACGGGCCGGGUCUACGAGUUCUGCUGGCAGUGCCUGAGGCAGUGGAAGGGGCCCGGGCCCCGCUCCGAUCGCUGCGACAACGACGGCUGCACCAAUAAGGACCUGCAGCUGCUGGGGAAGUGUGCCACCACCGCCCUGCCGCAGGUGCCGGGCGUGACCGAGUGCCCGUCCAUUCGCGCCUGCCCCACCUGCGGCCUGCUGGUGGAGCACGACCGCACCGGGUGCAAGAACAUUCUGUGCUCUCGCUGCCAGAGGGAGUUCUGCUUCGUCUGCCUGAAGCUCACGCCCGUCUGCCUGCAGACCAGCACCCACUUCGUGCCCUGCUCUGACGGCAUCGCACCCCGGCAGACAGCAAUACCCUCCUGGAACAGACACAAUGUCUAACACAGGAGUCCUCCAGGUGGACACAGUCACACAG
Messenger RNA from Megalops cyprinoides (Indo-Pacific tarpon), 891 nucleotides. Its product is annotated as probable E3 ubiquitin-protein ligase RNF144A-A. Lineage: Eukaryota; Metazoa; Chordata; Actinopteri; Elopiformes; Megalopidae. Bases 33 to 857 code for a protein of 274 amino acids. The transcript has 4 exons. The record is from RefSeq and is a predicted model, not a curated record.